AUGAAGGCCUACUGCAAAAAUGAAAACCAAUGCAAAAGGCAACAAAAGUCGCAAUUGCAUACAAACCUUGUACACACCUCUGAAGCCGUCUUUUCCAAGAAUAUCAUUAAGAUCAUCAUAGUGAUCAACUUCCUGAGGUCACCCAAGAUAACUAUGAGAAUAAAUCAACAUCUGGGAGCGCAACUCAAAUCAGCUUGCCUGGAAACACAAGACACUUGCUCGGUAUUUCUUGACUUCUUUAUACAGAAGAUUUUUCCUAUAUUCCCAAUCCAAGUGCUUUGGCCGCACGUCCCUAUACAAUUCUGGAUGAUUUCUCGCAUUUUCAGCCGCAAGUAUGUUAUACGAUACAAUAACAACCCGGUCUGUUUUAAGGAGCAUUUAAAUAAAAAGGAAAUCAAUAAAUCCAGUCAGCAAACAUUAGACAACAUAAUUAAUAAGUCCACUUGCGCCGACAGCGAUUCCUGCGGCGGCACCGCUUCGGACGGCUCCCGUCUUGGCCUCCGACGGAGGACCUCGUAUGCCUAUGUUCCGACUCAAGGUGUGUGCGAAGUUUGGGUUUUAUGGUAUGAACUCGGAUACGGGUCUCGGUAUCUGCAGAUGCGAACUUCUGUUUCUUUGUUCUGUGGUGUCCAUGGUAGGCAUCGUGGUAGCCCUUACGUUUUCCGGCCGAAGGUGGAGUAG
Messenger RNA from Striga asiatica, 681 nucleotides. NCBI's taxonomy places the organism in Eukaryota, Viridiplantae, Streptophyta, Magnoliopsida, Lamiales, Orobanchaceae. The record is from the annotation of a GenBank genome assembly.